Molecule: messenger RNA, 1373 nt
Organism: Colias croceus (clouded yellow)
Lineage: Eukaryota; Metazoa; Arthropoda; Insecta; Lepidoptera; Pieridae
Product: organic solute transporter alpha-like protein
Exons: 7
Coding region: 181-1272 (363 amino acids)
Biological process (GO): transport
Molecular function (GO): transporter activity
Source: RefSeq, a predicted model, not a curated record
AUGUCGAAAGAAAGUGAACGCGAUCGUGAAGCGGCAGUCACUCAGUUAGUCAGUAUAGAAAACGUUGCCGCCGAUGCCCGUUCACACCGACCUUUAACACGGCAUAUCAUUGAAUUAUUUACGCGGGUUUUGAAUUUUAAAUAUGGAAUAACGCGUCCAUAGACAAUUUUGUUUUUCAAAAUGGAUUUAUAUUCAGAGGCUAGCAGUGGUGCGAGGGUGCUAACUGCGAGGCAUGUUAGUGUGGAUGUUCGGCUUCCAGACACAAACAAUGCGAUAAAUACAACUUUGUUGUGCCACAGUUAUAGUCUUGCACCUGAUAUCGGAACCUAUAUUUCAGCCCUCAACACAUACGCAUGGGUGCUAUUUAUCUGCGGUCUGUUCAUCCUACUAGCUCUAUGUAUAUUGUAUAUAAUAACGCUCCGAUCAGCGCUAAGGCACUGGAGCGAAACGAAACUGAGUGUGGGAGUAAUACUCGGAAUAUAUCCUAUAGUCGGUGCUAUGGGCUUCGUCGCAAUAAUCGUCCCUCGAGCUCGAAUCAUUACGGAGGCGGUUGCACAAGAAGCUGUGAUGAUAGCUAUGUACCAUAUCUACUUUAUGAUUAUGGCUGAGUGCGGUGGCACCAAUCAACUAGUCAGACGUUCAGGAGGAUCGCAUUUGGAAACACGUGUUCUUCCUUGUUGCUGCUGGCCCUGCUGUAUUUUACCAAGGCCACAGAUACAAAAAAAAACUUUGAGAUGGUUGAGGUUACUAAUCCUACAAAUGCCGAUAAUCCAAGGCAUAAUAUACUUCAUCAUUCUCAUCCUGUGGGCUGAAGACUUGAUGUUACAAUUAAACAGUUUUGUAUACAUGCAGCCAUUUAUCGCGGCGUCUAUUCUCUCUGGUAUCUGGGGUAUCAUGAUGUGUAUCCGAGCGGCAGAAGCAACUGGCGCCAAACCUAGAUUGCGAUUCCUUGUUGUCCAACUGGUGUUGGUUAUUGUCAAACUGCAGUGUGGUAUCGCUAGGGUGGUGCCGGAUUUGUUUAAUGUGACGUGUAUUUUGCCGCUACACCCGUCUGUGAUUGUUAAUCUGAUACAAAACAUGUUGAUGAUGUUCGAAAUGCUCCUGCUCUCUCUAUGGGCGUGGCGACUGUACUCCUCACCUCCAGGCAAAGUCGCCGACAAGGUCCAGCAAGUUGUCGUGGCUGUACUCGACGAUAGCAUCAACUCUAUCGAUUUGAAGUGCAAAGACACAGACGAGAAACAACAUACGACUGACAUUAAACAUGUCAUGUAAAUAAUUUAAUGUUAAGUUUAUUUUAAUGUUUACGUUAAGAACGCACGAAGAUACCUGUAUCUAAUAAUUUGUUUUAUAAUAAAACACUGUAUGAAACUGUA